Molecule: messenger RNA, 1808 nt
Organism: Rubroshorea leprosula
Lineage: Eukaryota; Viridiplantae; Streptophyta; Magnoliopsida; Malvales; Dipterocarpaceae
Source: the annotation of a GenBank genome assembly
ACAAUGGGAUCGACUUGGCAUGUUGGAUGUUACUUUGGAGAUGGGGAAGAAUUUGUUAGAGUCGGAACUUUCAAAGCUGCAACCAAAAUGGCAAUUGGUGUUACCUACAGCUUGGUUCCUCCUAUCUUGGCAUGCAUCUAUCGUGGACUUGGACAACUGACAAAAGUACCUAAAGCCAGAUAUGAAGCUUCUCUACCUAUGGUUCGGCAAUUUCGUGGGAUUUUGAAUGCAUACCAACCUUGGGAACCAGAGGUAGCAGAUUUUCGUGCAGUUUUACGAGGUAAUUUAUCCUCAAACGACUUUUGUUGGACUCCAGUGCCUUUACCAACCCACCUUGGACCUCGAGUUGAUGAUGGACAACGACGGGCUGACACUUUGGAUUUCAUGGUGAGCAUCAGAGCAGGUUAUGUGGUGCUUCGCCAAGAAGGCCGCUUCACAAAGAAGUCUUAUAAUCCUCACCGAUUUGCUAGACAGCAUGGAUUUCAACAAAGACUUCCAGGAAGACAUGUCAAAUUGCCUCAUGGUGGUGAAGUGUCAGAUCUUUAUUGCUUUUGGUUAUCUUUAACCCGAGUACAUAGCAACACAUUUCUUCAUAUCCCCUCAGUUGAAGGCGGAGUAGCAUCUAGGGUUGACCCAGCUUAUGUGAAGUGGUGGAAUGAAGAAGUUUUUCCUUCAAUUUCUGUAGUGAGCAUCCAAUUCUUGAAGGCUAGCGAGGCUAGAAAUUUCAUCCCAUCCUUAAUGAAGAGCACAAUAAUCAGACCUCAAGGGAAGGGGAAACAGCUUCAAGCACUAUUGUCUCCCUCACAAAAGCGAAAUAAUGCUGAUGACCCUAGUCCAUCUUCAAAGAAGCAGAAAUGCAACAGAAGUCCUCAAAGAGAGCCAGACUCUUUACAACAUUCACUUUCUACGCCUACUACCCAGCAAACCACCCGUCAAGCUUUGUAUGAAGAAAUAUUUAGCUCCCCAGAAUUAAGAGGACUGCCAGGAGAUGAAGAGAUGAUUGGUGCUUUAGAUGAUUUUCUUGAGACAGAUACUCUUGAGAUACUUGGAUCACUUCCAAGUCAAAUUGAUGGAGGAGUUCUAUCCUUAAAUGUUGAAGCACUCCAACUCUAUUUCCGCAUGGAUGUUGGACCUUUACUCAAGACGAUGGAUGCUUACCUAUUUAAGGUAAAUCUUUACUUAGCAAAACGAGAUGAGGUCUCCACCGGCUUGGAUGUUGAAGAAAGAGAUAAAUCUCUUGCUACCUUACAGAAGGGGAAAUCAUCAAAUCAAAUCGUCCAUGACUCUCUUUCAAAGGAAAUCAAUGAACUCGCCAAGAAAAAGGGAUCCUUAGAGAGUAAGAUUGAAAGUUUGAAGAAGGAGCUAGAAUCAGUUGAGCAGCAACAUAGUGAUGUGACUUCCACACUUGAUUUGCUCCUUGACAAGAGGCAGACAGCAGAAGAACAACUUCAGUCCAACCAAGCAAAAUCGAUAGAAUUGGAAAACUCCAAAGUUGUAGUUGUUGAGACAGUCGCUGAAGUGGAGAGGAUGCGAUAAGACCUUGAAAUUGAGCUUGAAGCCAUUGCAAAGGGAACUUGGUUUGAAAACAACAUGUGAUGUUGUUCAUUUUGUAUUCUUUCUCUUUUUUUAGACUUUGAGCAUUCCUUUUCAAAGACUUGUCAAAUUUUGGCUUUAGCCACUUUGUGAAUAAAUAAGAUGCAUUUUCUUCACUUUUGUUGUUCUCUUUGCUUUGCUUUCUUUGCUUGACAUAGACAUUUCUCCCUUUUUUGGACACUUGAAAUGAACCAUAAUCAAAAGCAAACUUAAAU